Plasmodium relictum is the source of this 1002-nucleotide messenger RNA. RefSeq names its product 6-cysteine protein, putative (gene P12). Lineage: Eukaryota; Apicomplexa; Aconoidasida; Haemosporida; Plasmodiidae. The transcript has a single exon. Gene Ontology annotation, cellular component: plasma membrane; cell surface. Gene Ontology annotation, biological process: symbiont entry into host. The record is from RefSeq and is a predicted model, not a curated record. The coding region runs from base 1 to 1002 and encodes 333 amino acids.
AUGAUUUUAAAAAAUAUAUUUUUUUUAACGUUCUCUGCUAUAAGUUUCUUUCAUAUAACAACCGCAUAUGAUCAUAUAUGCGAUUUUAAUGAUGAAAGACCUUUAACAUUCCAAAAGAAUCAAAAUAGUAAUAAUACAAAAACAUGUAAAUUAGAACCAGCUGUAAUGGAUAGAGUAAUUAUAAAAUGUGGAUCUGAUAAAUUAAAAUACAAACUGAAUCCUCCAAACUGCUUACAAGAAGUUUAUGAAACAAAUACUCUCGUAAAUAAAAAGAAAAUUCAUGAUGUUCUAGAGGGAGCUUCCAGUAUAAUGAUUCGUAAAAACCCAGAAGAAGAUUUUAAUGAUGUUUCAUUAAGAAUACCUCCAAAUAUUUUUGAAAAUAAACGUAUAUUUUGCACAUGUAUAAGUGAAAAAACUAUAAGAGUAAGAAAAAAUAAUGAAGAAAGUAAUAAAUUAAUAUCAAAUACAGGUAUUGUUGAAAUUGUGAUACCUACUUUAAAAGAAAAAAUAGGAGGUUGUGAUUUUACGAAUGAAAAAUCCUCUUUAUUCACUAAAGGAUAUGACUAUUCAUUAGAUUUAAGUAAAGAAGAAAAUAAAAUUACAUGCAAAAUUCCUUUGAAAGGAAAUAAGCUAAUUGGUUUUAAAUGCCCUAAAAAUUCUAAUAUUAAACCUGAAGAUUGUUUUGUAAGUGGAUAUAACACAAAAGGAAAACUUGAAAAUCUGCAGAAUACUUUCGGUUUUACCGAAUUAAUUAUGGAUCAUUAUAAUAAUAUAUUUUAUUCUAAAUUACCAAGUGAAAUAAAUAGAGAAGCAAGUUUUUUUUGUCUAUGUUUAUUAAAAGAAAAAAAAUUUGUUGCUUAUUUUUAUAGUGGAAGCGAAAGCAAACAAAAUGAAAAUAUUACCCUUCCCACUUUAUCUACCAAAAAAUCAAGUAGUAAUUUUGUAAAUAUGUCACUUUUUAUUUUGUUUUUAUAUUUUGUUUCCUUUUCUUUUAUUUUAUAA